Raphanus sativus (radish) is the source of this 617-nucleotide messenger RNA. Its product is annotated as 60S acidic ribosomal protein P1-3. The coding region runs from base 126 to 467 and encodes 113 amino acids. The transcript is spliced from 4 exons. Gene Ontology annotation, cellular component: cytosolic large ribosomal subunit; ribosome. Gene Ontology annotation, biological process: cytoplasmic translation; translational elongation. Lineage: Eukaryota; Viridiplantae; Streptophyta; Magnoliopsida; Brassicales; Brassicaceae. The record is from RefSeq and is a predicted model, not a curated record. Gene Ontology annotation, molecular function: structural constituent of ribosome; protein kinase activator activity; ribonucleoprotein complex binding.
CCCAUAUAUGGCAGGGUUACAAGCUUUAUAAUAUGUGCGUCUCCCUUCUUGGUGGAAAACCCUAGCGAGUAAUCUCUGAGCCGCUCUGCAAAAGCAUAAUCAAACCUAUUCAGAGAUUUAAAAAAAUGUCGACAGUGGGAGAGCUUGCUUGCAGCUACGCAGUUAUGAUCCUCGAGGACGAGGGUAUUUCUAUCACGGCCGACAAGAUCGCUACUUUGGUGAAAGCCGCCGGCGUUGAGAUUGAGUCAUACUGGCCAAUGCUAUUCGCCAAGAUGGCUGAGAAACGUAACGUCACUGACCUCAUCAUGAACGUUGGUGCUGGUGGCGGAGGCGGUGCCCCAGUUGCAGCUGCUGCUCCAGCUGCCGGUGGUGGUGGCGCUGCUGCUGCACCUGCCGCUGAGGAGAAGAAGAAGGAAGAAGUGGCGGAAGAGAGUGAUGGAGAUUUGGGUUUCGGCUUGUUCGACUAAGCAAAGCACAAUCACUCGUUUGGUUUUCAUCAAUUUGAGACUAAUAUUUUGUUGCAUUAUCUGAGUUACACUAGUUUGUUUGCAAGUAUUCUGCUGUAUGAACUUUACGUCUACCGAGUUAAUCAAAUCAGCUCAAGUCUUUUGUUAGAA